Molecule: messenger RNA, 2097 nt
Organism: Hansenula anomala
Lineage: Eukaryota; Fungi; Ascomycota; Saccharomycetes; Phaffomycetales; Wickerhamomycetaceae
Gene: LCD1
Product: Lcd1p
Exons: 1
Coding region: 1-2097 (698 amino acids)
Biological process (GO): DNA damage checkpoint signaling
Source: RefSeq, a predicted model, not a curated record
AUGGAUUUAUCACAGGUCUUUGAUGCUGAUGAUUUCGAUGAUGAUGAUGAUGAUGAAUUUGAUGACGAUGAUGAUUUCAUAGCGCUAACAUUAAAGCCACCAAAGCAAAUACAAUCAACUCAACCAACUUCGAAUAUAAAUACUCAGCGGCCAACUUUAAAUAAUGUUACUGAAUCUCAACAGCUUCCAGAAUUAUUAGUGGCAAAAGGUGAAAUUGCAGUACUUCGAUCCAAGAUUGCAGAUCUGGAAAAAGCUAGGAUUCAUGAACGUGAUGAAUUAUUACAAAAUGGUCAAAGUGAAAAAGAAACAAGUAAUCAUAAAAUUAUGGCCUUGGAGAAUGCUGUUCAAAGAUUAGAAGAUGAAAGAAAAUUUCUUACUGUGGAAAUUAAAAACCUAAGUAAUCUUAGGAAGAAAAGGAGAAUCAAUGAAGAUACUCAAAUGGAGGACGUGGAACAAUCAGUACCUAUUACACCAGAACCAAUAAUCCCACCACCACCAACAUCAACAAACACAAUACCUAAACCAAAACCACCAACAAUUAAAUUAGCACCACCUAGAACAAUCAAUGAAAAUUCAUUAUUUAUGGAUUCUAUAUUAAACCAUACAAUCAUUGGUUGUCAAAACACCACAAUGGAUUUUUUAUCACAUAUAACAUCAUCGAUACCUUUCCAAAAUGAUCAAGAUCCUUCUUUUAAAAUUGAUCCUAAAAUACCCAUAUCAACUUCAAUUUUACAAUACUUGGUUGAGAAACAUGAAACACUAAGAUUAGAUUUAUUAAUUACAAAAUUUUCACAAAAUUUAACAUUAUUGAUCCAAACCAUUUUCCAAGAUUCCAAAUCUUCAAAAUUAUCAAUCCCCUUUUUAAUAUCAUUAUUACAUGCCACUAUAUUAUUUAGACCAAGUGCAAUAACUUCAGAGACAAUGACAAAUUUGAUAUUAUUCACAGUGGAUUUAAUAACUCAUCAUAUUUUCAUAAUUAAAAAACAAGAAGAUUUAACAUUAAUUCAAAAAAAAUUUAUGAUUCCUGCAAUUCAAAAAAAUUUCAUAAAUAGUUUGAUCUUAAUAUUCUCCAUAGAUUUAUUAGAAUCAUUGUUUAUGAAUUGUGGUAAUGAUGAAGUAUUAACUCAAAAAAUCUUGGAAAUUAUAUCUAGUCAAUUAACUCAAAUUUUCAAAAUAGGAUUCGGUUCAAAUUCUUGCUUGGUUGUUAUGUUUUCACUUGUUGAAACACUUUUAAUAAUUGGUCAUUAUGAUGGGUUCCCCGAGGAAUUAAUUUUAUUAUUAACUCAAGUUUUAAAUAAUGGAUUCAAACCAAGGGAGAAUUUAUUUUUAAAUGGGAUGAAUAGAAUUUUAGGUGAUGAUGAAAGUUGUCAAUUAAUUUCAAAUUUAAUAACAUGGGAUGGUGUAUCUGAUCAACCUUGUGUUGUUUAUUCAAAAACCAGUACAUGCUCAAGACAUGAAUAUCAUUUAAUCAAUUUACAAUUAAGGAUAUGUGAUUUAUUUGAAAAAUUAAUAAUUUCAAAUGAUGAUUUUAAUGAUCAAACAACUUUUUUCAAUAAAAACCCUGUGAUUUUAAAAUUAUUAGUUGGUACAAUUUCUAAACAACAAGAGUAUAUUUUCAAGUCACCAAGAAGUGAUUGCACUCAUUUACGUUCAAAAUUAAUUUCAUCAAUAAUUAAAAACAUUCAUUUAAUUUGGGAAUUAAAUUUCAUCAACAUUAAGACCCCACCAAGGAUAACAAAAGAUACAACACAUGAAUUAAUUAUAACAUUAUCAAGAAUUGCAUUUAGUGCAAAUAUAACAAGUAAUGAAGCUACGGAUUUUUUAUAUCAAUUUAGAAAAUUUGAUAAGAAUUCAAUAGUUUUCAAUAAAUGGUGUGAGGAACGAGCAAGAGAAAUAAGUCAUUUAUCAAUAAAUAGUCAAGAGGAGGAAGGGAAUGACAAUGAUUUGAAUACAAUAAUCAAUGCAGAAGUUGGGUUAAGUAAUGGAUUAGAAUUUGCAUAUGAUGAUAUAGUUGUUGAAUUAGCUCGUGAUAUUUUAGAGAAAUGUACAACUAUGGAUGAAGCUGAUAAUUUAUAUCUAUCCAUGAAUGCAGUUUAA